CUGAUCUACGCCAUGGGAGGCUUCGACGGACGCGUGCGCACAAACACAGUCGAGCGGUACGACGUCAAGGCAAACCAGUGGUCCAUGGUGGCCAACAUGAACAUCGUCCGCAGUGACGCCAGCGCCGCGGCAGCUGGAGGACGCAUCUACAUCGUGGGAGGCUUCACGGGUCGCGAGGUCCUGGACUCCGUAGAGUGUUACGACCCAUCUACCAACGUCUGGAUCCGGGUGCUAACCAUGUCCUCGCCCCGCAGCGGCGUCAAGGUGGUCGCCCACAAGGACACGCUGUACAUCAUCGGCGGGUACAACGGCAUCGCUAGGUUAUCCUCCAUGGAGCAGCUCGACGUGAGGAAAUCUCGGUUCUCAGAGUUGCCCAGUAUGCCCCACGCCAAGAGCAACUUUGCCGCCGUCGUGCUGGAAGGAUCCAUCUAUACCGUUGGAGGAUUCAAUGGACUGACGACUGUGCCGCUGGUUGAGCGCUACGACAUUGCCGCCCGAAACUGGCACACGGCACCUGAGAUCGCCAUGAACUGCAGUGCGUCAGCAGCCUGCAUCGUUCACGACGUCGCCAAUCCUGCCUCGUGGAUAUAGGCCUCCACCACGUAUCGGUCAUGCAUCAUGGAACAUCAUGGAACACCUCGCCUGAUCCUGACGACCGGCAAGACUGCCGUCGUCUUCCGACGUUCGAUGUGCGACGAAGCGCGACGUUCGAUGUGCCUCAAGCAAGCGCGGAGUUUGUCAAUUUGCCACGGAAGGAAAAAUGGCGCAAGGAAGC
This is a messenger RNA of Dermacentor silvarum, 775 nucleotides long. Its product is annotated as kelch-like protein 10. Bases 13 to 591 code for a protein of 192 amino acids. NCBI's taxonomy places the organism in Eukaryota, Metazoa, Arthropoda, Arachnida, Ixodida, Ixodidae. The record is from RefSeq and is a predicted model, not a curated record. Gene Ontology annotation, molecular function: protein binding. The transcript has 5 exons.